AUCAGCUAUCGCCUAUCGACCACCGAGCUAGUCAAUUGUAGCUGUUUAUUGUUUCCUGCCUCUUAAUAAUUAUAAUAAUUUUUUAAUAAAUAUCUAUUUUUAAUACCCGCACCGAUGAUAACUAUAAUUUGCGCACGUCUGACCUAUAUGGUUUCACGUUGUACAGAUGAACGUGUUAUAAUAAUAAUAUGUUAGCGAUUAUAAUAGUCUCGUUCGACGCGUUACGACCAGUAUUGUGUUCGCGAUGAUAACGGUCGGCCGGAAAACUUUGCAGAAAUUCACGGGCAUUGAUUAUUUUUUCGACCGGCUCGUUCACCGUCGAUUCAUAACGAUUUAAGAUUAAUAGAUAAUAAUGCAGUGCACAACCGUGUUAAUCGUCCGUUUGUCGUAUCGCUUGAAAUAAACCACAAUGAUGAUAACGUGUACACGGUAGCCGGUCGGUACGUGCAAAUCGGAUAACUGUUUAGGUAAUACACUUCGAAAAUAAUUGUAACAUGUAAUACUAAAAUAUAUUCGACCUCGGCUAGUGUUUUGACACGCGGGACGGAGAAUGGGCUGCUGAUGCCGGCACGGCAGUUAUCGACCGACGGAUUCAUUCAAUAAUUACUAUUAAAAUAAUCAAAUAAUUUUUUAUGAUGUGUGCGGGUCAAGAAUACGGCAGACGCCGCUCCCGUUCUCGGAUUGCACGUACGUCCGAUCGGCUACCACUGUUGUCAGGUACCUAACGAAACGAAUAACGAUCGAUAUUCAUCAGUUCAUCAUCAUCAUAAUCGUCGUUCGCUCGAUUGCGGUUUCGCGAAUUUUUUCAGACAAAUAAUAAUUAUACCCCACUCACACACACUCACAUGUGUUACAUAUCUAUCUCAGUCUGCAACCGAUGGCCGUCCGACCUGAAAAAUUUGUCAUGAGGAGUCUCGUCCGAGUUGCGUUUGUCCUGAUCGCUUGCAGUGUAUCCCAGACAUGCGCAAGUUUUUCGUUCAACAUCAAGGAUUUGGUACUGUUGGUGAAUGACUCAACAACACUCACAUUGACCUUAACGGACAAUGUACCAGGAAAUACCACAUUAAUCCUCGGCACUAAUCAUAAAGAUUUACUGACGACAAAUAUUACCAGAAUAGAAGUCACUAAUUCUACAGGUCCAAAUAUAUGGCCAAUUGAAUUGUUUGGUCAUGAUGCCGGCCACGACUUACUUAAAGUUGAUGCAUUUCCUCCUUCCAUAAAAUCCAGUGAUGCUUUUGUGAGAGUUACUCUGCAACAUUCAAAUGAAUUGGCUUUAGUCAGUGUUGUUGUUGGAUGGAUUUAUUUUGUCGCAUGGUCAAUAUCAUUCUAUCCUCAGAUGUAUGAAAACUGGAGACGUAAAAGUGUUGUAGGUUUAAAUUUUGACUUCAUUGCAUUGAACUUGGUUGGAUUUAUUUUAUACUCGAUGUUCAAUGUUGGCCUGUGGAUACCUGAAAUUGAAAAAGAUUAUAUUGCCCGAAAUCCUCGAGGACUAAAUCCAGUUCAAUUAAAUGACAUAUUCUUUUCCAUUCAUGCUGUAUUUGCUACUUUAAUAACUGUGACCCAAUGUUAUUUCUAUGAGAAAGGUGAUCAACAAGUUUCUCGGACAGCCAAAUCAAUCAUGUCUUUAUACGGAUUAAUAAUAGCCGUACUAUUAGUUCUUGUAUAUUUACAAAAGAUAGUAUGGCUGGACUUCCUUUAUUAUUGCUCAUAUAUCAAGUUGACUAUAACACUCAUCAAAUACAUUCCACAAGCGGUAAUGAAUUACAAGCGUAAAAGUACAAUUGGCUGGAGUAUCGGCAACAUAUUCUUGGAUUUUACAGGAGGACUACUUAGUAUAUUGCAGAUGAUUAUUAAUGCAUACAACUACAAUGAUUGGGCUUCAGUAUUUGGUGAUCCGACCAAAUUUGGUUUGGGUUUGCUUUCAGUAAUCUUCGACAUACUGUUCUUCUUACAACAUUAUGUAUUCUACAGUGGAAUUAACUAUGCAGAAUUUGAAAAUUAUAAUGAGGUAGAAGAGGAUGAUGAGGUUACUAAUUCAGAAGAGCACCCUAAACCAACUGAUAAAUCAGAUGACCAGAUAUGUUAAAAACAAUUUUUUUUUAUUUUUAAUAAUUGACUUUGAUUAUGCUUAACAUCAUAAUUGCAUAGGUACAUCCAAACAAGACUGAACAUAUCUACUAACACCAAAGUUAUUUUAAGAUUUAUUUAUUUUUGUACAAUAUUUAUUCUAUGUUUUAUACUUAUAUUUUAAUAACUAAUUUGUACACAAAUGUGAAAUAUCAUUUUUUGUAGGAAAGAAUAAUUUUUUAGAUUUAAACUUCUAUUGUUAAAUAUUAUGGAGCUUGGUGGGGCUUGGCUAUUUUCAAAGCCAUCUUUAACAUACCGCCUAAUUUCUCAAAAGAUGCAAUAACUCAUAUAUUAUUGUGUAUUAUAAUAUGUUGUGAUAGACCUAAUAUCUAAAUCUCAAACCACUGAAGAGUAUUCAAGGUAUUUAUUAUCAUAAUAAUUGUAUAAUGAUAAAAUUUACAAAAUAAUGGAAAAACAGAUUUUAUAGAUAUUAAUACUGAAUUGUGAAUACCUAGUUACUAACUACCUGCUGUCAGUGGCAGAGCUAGGAUUUUUUUUAGGGGGCCCAACAUUUUUAUACUUUAUUCAUAUCAUACCUAUCAUUUUAUAAACACAAUAUUUAGAAUUUGAUUUUUGGCCUUACAUACAUAAUAUAACUGUCCUCUUGACUGAGCCUCUUUCCUCCCUUGAAUCUAGGCAUGCUACUAUACUAGAUAGUAACUAUCACAUGUUAACCAUGACUUAAUAAUUAGUGUUAAUUGAAUAUGUGAUAUCAUAAUUAAAUUAUUAGCUAUUGAUUUGUAGUAACAUUUAACGUGUUGUAAUAUAUCUACAUCACUUAUUGUAA
This is a messenger RNA of Rhopalosiphum padi (bird cherry-oat aphid), 2914 nucleotides long. RefSeq names its product cystinosin homolog (gene Ctns). The transcript is spliced from 11 exons. Gene Ontology annotation, cellular component: lysosomal membrane. Bases 878 to 2086 code for a protein of 402 amino acids. Lineage: Eukaryota; Metazoa; Arthropoda; Insecta; Hemiptera; Aphididae. Gene Ontology annotation, molecular function: L-cystine transmembrane transporter activity. Gene Ontology annotation, biological process: L-cystine transport. The record is from RefSeq and is a predicted model, not a curated record.